UUAAAAAAGCGGCUUUAAUUACCCCCUUAAUAUAAAAGCAUUAUUGUUCAAAGCUAUUUUUUAGUUCAUCUGAUGCUAGCCAAGUAUUACAAAAACGAAACAAUCGUCAAGGGACAUUUCAGACCAGCAGAUGUGAUAUUGUGUCAUGAUCAAGACUGCUCAAUCAGCUGCCAUUCUUACUAAAUAACCUAGUACUUGAAGUUCUAAAAUUCGCGAAUCUAAUGUAAAAAAAAGCAAUAUACUAUUCCUAUUAGCCGUCCUGUUUUAGUGUACUUUGUUUUUCAUUGUAGCUUACCAAAUAUUUCGUAAUACACUUGUGUUUAUUUAAAAAAAACUAACGCCUUAUUGUCUUAAUUGUCCAGAAAGUCUUUUAUUUCUUUAUCGCUGAUGUUAAUAGAAGCAAUUUAGAUAUACAUCUUGCGCUGGUUAAUUGCGAUCGAGAAAACGGAAAAUUUGAUCAGGAGUAGUGCAGUGUUUAAUGUUUAGAUGACGUGUGUAAUCUUAAGCUUCCCACUUGUCUAUUGAUGACGAUCCGCGCGUAAUGUAUCGCGUCAUACACGAAAAAACGUUUGUUCCAGCACGGGCGCUUGUUCCAGCUCCUUUUACUGGCAUUCUUUCAAGCUGCGGGGGUGUUCAUCUUAGUCUGAUUGCUAUGUUUAACGAUUUAAGGAAAUUUAUUAACAUUACAGGUAUUUACAACUAUGUUCAGAGAAAGUUGGCAUCGACAUUUAUUUACGAUGUGCUCAUCAAUUAAAUGUAAUUGCAUGUAAUUUGUGCGGACACUAAAGAAGGUACAAGUCCACAUCAGUUUAUCAUAAAUUUCAUGAUUGACAUUCUUGCGUAAUUGGCCUUAAUGCUCUACGUCAUGGAGCAUUACCUAUAAAUAAUGCGCGCAUUAGAAAAUAUUCAGAGAUUACAAACAGAUGUGGUUAGUACAGAAAAGCAAGAAAAUGACAAGAUUCGUAGUGUUUUAUAUGAUAUCCCAGGUGUUCAUUGGUCAAUACAUUGUAAAUUCGGUUCUCCUAAACGGAAAAGAAGAGAUUCGCAUCAGAGAUGUAUUAAAAGUCAGUGUUCGUUCUCCCAAGCACGAAGAUGGCACUGACUAUAGAGCACCGUCAAGUAUUUUGGCUGCAGUGAAGAGCUGUUAUUUGCAAGAUGAUUCGAUCUGUCAAAUAGAUGACAACGUGGACAAUAGGUUUCGUUCUACCAUUACGAUAGACGUCGAAUACACAAACAACAGAAUGCAGAUGACAGGAAUUGGCUUUUCCCAAAAAACAAUCCCCAGUCAAGAUAGAAUCCGACGCAGUCUAACGGAAAGGCCCAUUCGCAUCAAAGUUAGAGUUCGCAGAUCAGGACAAGUUGUAAUCCAUAAAAAGAAAGUAAAUAAAACUUCAAAAAUAGAACUGUUAGAAACUCAUAAUUUAAAGAAAACAAAUGGCACGAAUGGAAAAAAUACGUCUGGGAACAGAUAUGUGAAAUUGUGUAAAGUGGGCGGCGUAUGGGUGACCUGUUUAGGAAUAUACACACCCCGACCAACGACAACCUGUCGUAAAGGAUUUAUAUGCCUUGGUAACUUCACUGCAGCAAAGUUCAAAAUACCCGACAGGAACACUGUUAAGAAAUCUUCAAAUCGAAGGAGAAGACAUACAGAUAAAUUUAAUAUUUAUUUUGAGAGGACUUCUCAACUGACAGUUAAAAAAUGUUUGAAGUAUUUCAUAGCUGGAUUAGAAUCGACAACGUCGUAGCCUAUUGUUUGUAUUAUUUUAAGUCUCUUGUAAAUACAUAAAUUAAUUCCAAAGUGUUCAUU
Hydractinia symbiolongicarpus is the source of this 1807-nucleotide messenger RNA. RefSeq lists its product as uncharacterized. The record is from RefSeq and is a predicted model, not a curated record. Bases 924 to 1745 code for a protein of 273 amino acids. NCBI's taxonomy places the organism in Eukaryota, Metazoa, Cnidaria, Hydrozoa, Anthoathecata, Hydractiniidae. The transcript is spliced from 3 exons.